Photinus pyralis (common eastern firefly) is the source of this 747-nucleotide messenger RNA. RefSeq lists its product as uncharacterized. Lineage: Eukaryota; Metazoa; Arthropoda; Insecta; Coleoptera; Lampyridae. The transcript has a single exon. The record is from RefSeq and is a predicted model, not a curated record. Bases 1 to 747 code for a protein of 248 amino acids.
AUGGCCGAUAAACAAACAAGUGAGCCGUCAAAUAAGGAUAUUAUGAACUUACUGAGAGACUUCAUGCAAACGCAAAAAGCAAGGGAAGAAAAUCUUAAUCAAUCAAUAAACUCAUGCCACGAAAAAUUGGAUGCAAACAUCGAGGAGCUAAACAAGAUUAAUAAUCGAUUAGAUUCCUAUGCAGAGUCGUUGGUAACACUGAAAAAUGAAUCCAACGAUUUACGACAACGUUUAACGUCUUGUACAAAUGAGAUGGACAAACUGGAGCAAUAUACAAGAAGAAACUCAUUGGAAAUACACGGUAUACCCUUCAUCAAGGGAGAAGACCCUUAUCUCUUAAUACAAAAAGUUGCGUCCGCUCUGUCCAUAGAAAUAUCAAAAAAUUCCAUAGACAUCUGCCACAGGUUACCACUGCGCUCAUCAGAAGCUACUCAAAAACCGCCAGCCAUUAUCUGUAAAUUCGUUAAUCGCUAUCUGAAAGAAGACAUUCUUGGUAAACGCAAGGUAAUGCGUAAUCUAUCGACAACUGAUAUCGGGUUCACGACCGCCGAUACAAUUUACAUCAAUGAAAACUUGACCACCCAUAGACGCCAACUGCUAUACAAGGCGCGCCAACUACAAAAGGAGCUUCAUUUCAAAUUUUUGUGGACUAAAAAUGGCAAUAUCUUUGCACGUAAGGAUGAAAAGUCCCCCGUUACCGAAGUCACUGCAGAUAGUAUUAAACGCAUUAAACUCGGAGGCCUGUAA